Molecule: messenger RNA, 1989 nt
Organism: Lachancea thermotolerans CBS 6340
Lineage: Eukaryota; Fungi; Ascomycota; Saccharomycetes; Saccharomycetales; Saccharomycetaceae
Gene: RNH70
Product: Rnh70p
Exons: 1
Coding region: 1-1989 (662 amino acids)
Cellular component (GO): nucleus
Molecular function (GO): nucleic acid binding; exonuclease activity
Source: RefSeq, a predicted model, not a curated record
AUGGGAUUCAAUUUGAGCAAAAGUCAAGAAGCUAACGCUGCUGGAGAAAGCCCCAUAAAGGACGGACACAUACAAAAUGGUCAAGCUGGGGCCCGCAAAAUAGGUUCUAAGACGCAAGAUGGUAAAGAUGAGACGUCUUUUAGGUCUAGUGUUGCGAGACUGAGUAUUUGCGAAGACGAGAACACUAAGGCAAAAAUCCUAGACAAGCUGCAACGAAAGGACUCUGACGACAUUAUUGUUAACGAAAAAAAUUCUGGCGAUCAGAAAGCGGGUUCAAAAAGAAGAAGGAGGCGAUCUAGUGGAGUAGCAGGCCCUAGCCUUGGAAACCUGAAAAAAACUCUUGAGGAGCAGCAUUCAAGUUCAUCACUCAAUAUCCCUAAAAGGAAGAAAAAAUCAUCUCAACCGGCGUCUCUAUCGAUAAGUCAAAAAGCUCUUCAGAAGCGUGUUUCCAUCAAGGAUCUAAGAGAUCUUGUGCUGUAUAUUUUCCAGGAUUCCAAUAACGCACCAGGAUGGAUCCAGGUUGGUAACAGGGCGUCCAUGAACAAAAUGAUAGUUCUGUUCGCCCCUGGGCUUCAAGCCGACGACUUUGAAAAGAAUAAGAAGCACGCGUGGGGGGACCAGACUGAAAACCCACGCGCUACCUCCCUUAUCUCGCUGGACGAUGACGAACUUUUAGACACAAUUCAAAGGGUUCCUAUAUCUGCCCCGGGUUCCAAGUCCACUUUGUACUCAGCGUACAACUCUUUUAUAAAUGUUGGACUUAGCAAAAAAGAGAAGGAGGAGAAGAAGCAGGCAUUAAACCAGAAAGCCAUUACUCUCAAUGAUCUGGUACUGAGGCCUGACCAGCUUCUCGAAAACGAGUACCCGGUUCACGAAGAAACGCCCGGUUUAAGCGAGCAGGAAAAACAAAUUCUUUCAAAAACUCAUGCAGAGUGCGACGCAGCCUGGAAGAGUACGAAGUCUUUUGAACACGGCGGUUCGCACACAUUUGCAUUAGAUUGCGAGAUGUGCAUGUCUAAAGACGGGUUGGUUUUGACCCGAGUCAGUUUGGUCGAUUUUGACUGCAACCUUGUCUAUGAUAGCCUUGUCAAGCCUGAUGUGCCAAUCGUGGAUUAUCUGACAAGAUACAGCGGCAUCACCGAGGAAAAGCUAGAGAACGUCACAGUGACACUCGAAGAUGUUCAAAACCAAUUGCUGAAACUUGUGAGCGCGGACGACAUUUUAAUAGGUCAUUCAUUACAGUCAGACUUGAAUGUCUUAAAAUUGAGACAUCCGAAAAUAAUCGACACAGCUGUUAUCUUUGAGCAUAAAGCUGGGCCUCCUUUCAGACCUGCCCUAAAGUAUUUAGCUUCCGAAUAUUUGAGCCAAACGAUCCAAAAUAGCGAAGGUCUUGGCCAUGAUUCUUUCGAGGACGCUCGCGCGUGCAUGGAGCUUACAAAACUCAAAAUAGUUAAUGGGCUUGCUUUUGGGGUUGGUGUAAACACAGAGAAUCUUUUUCAGAGACUUGCACGAGCUGGCGUCAGAAGCCUGUGCUUGAAUGAUUACGCUCCCAAAUACACCGAACUAACUUCAAGUCGAAAUGCGUCUGAGGUCAACUUGAGAUGUGCAAACGACGAAGAGAUAUUCGAUAACAUAAGGAGCAGUUUGAAGGAGUACGACCUUUUUGUCGGAAGAUUGAGGGAGCUAGAAUUUGCUCGCGAGUAUGCCGAGUCACCUAAAGGUGUUACCAAAGAAGAUUUUACCGCAGCAAGGGAGAGAUUCGUACAAAGGCUAAAAGGACUAUAUCACGCAAGCCCCCCAUCCACUGUUAUUCUUGUAUGCUCUGGGACGGGAGAUACGCGAGAUUGGGCUAACAUAAUGAGAGAGCUUAACAAAUUGAACAAGGACGAAAAGUUUGAAGAGCGGAAAAAGAGGGAGUCCGAGAUUCAGGCUGCUGUAUAUAAGGCGAGGGACGCUAUCGGGCUAUUAAUGACCAAAAAAGCAGAAUAG